This is a messenger RNA of Nicotiana attenuata, 787 nucleotides long. Its product is annotated as pectinesterase inhibitor-like. The record is from RefSeq and is a predicted model, not a curated record. Lineage: Eukaryota; Viridiplantae; Streptophyta; Magnoliopsida; Solanales; Solanaceae. Bases 121 to 636 code for a protein of 171 amino acids. The transcript has a single exon. Gene Ontology annotation, molecular function: enzyme inhibitor activity.
GGAAACUGAUUCCAACAAUUAUAGUAAAUCUUUCUUGUAAUCCUUCCCGUUUUCCGCUAUAAAACCCCGGUUCCUCAUCAAAAUUUAAUAUCAACAAAACCAAAAGAAAAAGAAAAAAAGAUGAAGGCCUCAUGGCCGGUGAUAAUUUUCUUCAGUUUCUUUCUUGUUCCUUGUUUUGGAGAUUUGAUUGAUGAUGCUUGUCACAAAACAAGUGAUUUCAACUUAUGUGCGACAUCUCUUAGAUCUGAUCCGCAUAGUAGUAGCGCCGACUUGAAAGGUUUGACGCGUAUUAUGAUUCAAUUGGGCUUGGCCAAGGCAAACCAAAUUUCUGCUCAAGUCAAACUACUUUUAAACCAAUCUAAAGAUCGAGGUUUCAAGCAAUGUCUUCAGAUUUGCCUUGAGGAAUUUGGCUAUGCUAUUGACCCUAGACUUCCUGAUGCUAUUAAAUAUUUGAAUUCAAACGACUAUUGGAAUGUCGACACCAACCUAGUGGGUGCUGGUAAUAGUGCAGAAACUUGCGAAGAGUCAUUUACUGAACCGCCGGGCUACACAUCACCAUUAGCAGAGGUCGAUAAGAAUUUUGAUCAUUUUAUUGAAGUGACAAGAGAUUUAUUGAGUCAGCUUAAACAAAAAUAAAGUUUUUCUAUUGCUGAUUACAAACAAAUAAUUCAUCAUAGAACCAACAGAAUCAAAUUACCAUUUUUUUAUCUUUAGCAAUUGUGUGGUUGUUAGUUUGUCUUAAAAGCUUAAUGAUUAUAAUGCUGCACGUUAAAGUAGUUUCUGGAAA